Gopherus flavomarginatus (Mexican gopher tortoise) is the source of this 1364-nucleotide messenger RNA. RefSeq names its product interferon-induced protein 44-like. Bases 6 to 1364 code for a protein of 452 amino acids. The record is from RefSeq and is a predicted model, not a curated record. The transcript has 7 exons. Lineage: Eukaryota; Metazoa; Chordata; Testudines; Testudinidae.
GAAGAAUGGCUGAUGUCAAAUCUAGAUUAACACAAGAUGAGGUAGAGGAACUGCAACAUCUGUUGGGGAGCAGAAGCUUCAGUCUUCUCUAUAAAGCAAGCGUCCAUGGUUACAAUGCUUCUAUAUUUCAUGCCAAGUGUGAUGCACAAGGGCCAACUGUAGCAGUAGCAUAUAAUGGAAGUGGUUAUAUUUUUGGAGGCUUUACGUGUCAGAGCUAUGUUUCAUCUGGAGGGUACAUAAGUGACGAGAAGGCUUUUCUCUUUAGAUUAAAAGGCAAAGAGGGAGUGCUUAGCCCACUAAAAAUUCCUGUUAAAACUGCGUCAGGUGCUAUAUAUGACUAUAGUUCCCUUGGCCCUAAUUUUGGUGGUGGGGCACUGCAGUUGUUGAACCAAAAUGCCGCAGCAGCAGCAACAAGUUGUAACAACAACUACACAUACAACGUUGCUGACCUGCAUGGAAAUGAUCUAGGCCUUACAAAAUGUGAGGUGUAUCGAGUUGAGGUAAAUAUUAGCAGUUUCCUGGAAUCUCCAUGGAGGAAGUUUACAUGGACAACUGAAGAAAGAGGGAAAAUAAUGGAGGAAAUCAGAUCUUACAAACCUUAUUUAAAUUCAGUGCCACAGAUUUGGAUUUUGAGUCUUGGUCCAGUUGAAGCUGGGAAGUCCAGUUUUUUCAACUCUGUGAAUUCUGUUUUCCGAGGUUAUGUGACAAGACAAGCCAUAGCGGGAUCUGAUAAUGCUAGCGUGACAACACAGUACAGGACUUACCCAGUUAAAGAUGGAAGCAAUGGCAAGCCUCUGCCUAUUAUCCUCUGUGACACAAUGGGAAUAGAAGAAAAAUCAGGAACAGGUCUGGAAAUUGAUGAAGUGUCCAACAUAAUAAAAGGCCAUGUUCCUGAUAGGUACCAGUUUAAUCCAGCUGCCACCCUUCGUCCAGAUUCUCCAGGCUAUAUCAAGACCCCUUCUCUGAAGGAUCAGAUUCAUUGUUUUGCAUUUGUUAUUGAUGGGUGCAAAAUUGAGAUUCUUCCUGAGAAACUGGAAGACAAGCUGAAACAGCUUCGAAGAAAAGUGAACCAGUUUGGGAUCCGACAACUGGUUUUGCUAACUAAAGUGGAUGAAAUUUGCUCUACUCUUGAAGAUGUCAAGUGUGUGUACAAUAGCAAAGCUGUUGAGAAACAGAUGUGGAUAACUGCAGAGAAAAUUGGAAUCCCUCUUGCUCAAAUUGUACCUGUUAAAAACUACUGCUCCGAGUUGGAUCUUUCGUGCGAUGUUGACAUCCUAUUACUGUCCACUGUGAGGCAGCUUAUGUAUUUAGCAGAAAGCUACCUUGACAAUUUCCCUUUUGAGAAGCCAAAGGAAGAGCUCUAA